Messenger RNA from Gasterosteus aculeatus aculeatus (three-spined stickleback), 5095 nucleotides. It is a transcript of the gene elf1, whose product is annotated as E74-like ETS transcription factor 1. NCBI's taxonomy places the organism in Eukaryota, Metazoa, Chordata, Actinopteri, Perciformes, Gasterosteidae. The record is from RefSeq and is a predicted model, not a curated record. Gene Ontology annotation, molecular function: sequence-specific DNA binding; DNA-binding transcription factor activity, RNA polymerase II-specific. Gene Ontology annotation, cellular component: nucleus. Gene Ontology annotation, biological process: cell differentiation; regulation of transcription by RNA polymerase II.
ACAAGGGCUUGGACCUUCCCGGAAGAUGACCGUUUCCACGUUCAUCUCCUAGUGCGAGCAUUUACCGUAGUCUGGAAAAGAGGACAACACACGCGUCUUAAACAAGGCAAGCUUGCAAGCUACAACCGCUUCUUUUUUUUUCGUCCGCAACUUAAUUUGACUAAAUCGCGUUGAGCUGUUGUCAAAAUUGCCCUUAAAGUGACACCUGUGAACGCGUAGCGCUUCAUUAGCAUUGACGUUGACCGAGCCGUCGCUUACAUACCACUUCGUUUAAUGGUCAACACAAUUCUAAGUAAACAACUACUACUAAGUCACUAUUAAGGACACAAUAUCUAUUGAUCAUAAUUUACAUUUUAAGCAACAGGACAUGAGGCGACGGCUUUUUUUCAUUUUUUAAAAACGUCUUUGAAUCCUCCCUCGUCCCCUCGAUUCAAUAUUGCUCAACUUGAAACUCCUGAUCUCUUUUUUAAGACUACCAGAGUCAGCCAAACUCUAGUACCGGGGGUGGAGGAGGGGGAUCAUUUCCCAGGAAAAUGUGACUGUUAGGAAUUCCCCACGCAUCAGCCCCUGUCGAGGAGAAAAACAGCAGCCUUGUGUCAGAGAGCACACGAACGCAUCGGGAUGGCGAAGCCGACGGGUGACGGGCGUGCGGUGAUGGGGCGCUGCUGACGGCCCGACUCCAUUUGCGACGAGAGGGUCUGUGGACAGAGGACAGAGGACAGAGAGGACGGCCACCGACUGUCACCAUGUUCCCGGGACGCACACUAUGCUGAUGACGUCUUCUACCAGGGUGUAGAUGCUCCUGGCGCAGCGGGACCCAGCCUCCGAGUCAGAGAGGGACGUGGCUGCUCCCACCUGGGCUGCAACACUCUUCUGAAACUGGUGGCCUCUGUGUCGGAGCGCUACCCGCCCAGAUCACAGAACAGGAGGACACGAGCAAAGCCGUUUUGUGAGGUGAAGCCGAGUCUCGGGAGCCAGGAGUGGUCGUAGCCGGGAUCAUUUGGCCUGCUCCCUUCCCCUCUGAACUAAACAUGGCGACUGCGGUGCAGCCCAAUGAACUGGUGUUUGAAUUUGCCAGCAACGGGAUGGACGAAAUCCACCAGGUUUGCAGUUAUCUCAUCCCCACAACCGUGUCUGAAUCCUGUGGAGCAGGAUUGAUUCUCGACGACCCGUCGGUGUUCCCAGCUGUAAUUGUUGAGCAAGUGCCUGCUGCCGAUCUGCUGCAGGUCUACUCGGGCCUGGAGUCCGACGAGGUGACCAAUGGCAUCAUGGUGGACAGGACGCUCCACGCCGUGGAGGAGCCUUCCAUCUUGGGGGGCGGGGUCGACCUCUCAGAAACGACAGUCUCUGACCCAGAAGACAGCAUGGAGACGAACGAAGCUGCAGCAGCUCUUCUUAACAUGGAGUCUCCAAACAACAUUUUGGACGAAAAGCGUAUGAUCCUAACCUACGGCACUCUGCUGGAGUCAGACUUGACAUAUGCUCCCCUGAGGCCUGACCAGAUGGAUAAUGGAGCCCUUGACAUGUCCCUAGACGAGGACACUUCAUCAAUGGAUGAGAUACCCCAAAAGGGUCCCUUAAAACCUCAGAAACCAAACAAAGUGCGGAAGCCGCGGGUGGUGAGACCCUGUUCUCCCAUCACCACCCCUAACCUACCACUCAGGAAGAAGAGCAAAGAGGGCAAAGGCAACACAAUCUACCUGUGGGAAUUCCUUCUGGCUCUACUGCAGGAUAAGAACACUUGUCCCAAAUACAUAAAGUGGACACAGCGGGAGAAAGGCAUCUUUAAGCUCGUUGACUCCAAGGCUGUUUCGAAGCUGUGGGGAAAACACAAGAACAAGCCCGACAUGAACUAUGAGACCAUGGGAAGAGCUCUAAGGUAUUACUAUCAGAGAGGCAUCCUGGCCAAAGUGGAGGGGCAGCGGCUGGUCUAUCAAUUCAAGGAGAUGCCAACAGAUCUGGUGGUGAUCGAGGACGAAGACGGAGGUUCCGACGCCAACGUCGGCUACGGGAAUCACAGAUCCAGCAACGGGCGGCCCAUGGGCCGUGGAGGGUCCAAAGGCCACGGGAGGGCUCCGGGUCAGCACCAAGGCUCGGUGAAGAACAUGAAGAAGGAGCCUUGCGAUGAAAUUCUGUACCAAGAAGCUAACGGACAGGGCGAGCAGUUCUUUCACUCUGUCCACAUGCUGCAGGGCAACCAGGGGUCGACAAUUCAAGACCAAGCGGCGAGGGCCCUGACUGCUCCUGCAUCGGUUCCGAUGGUCCUGACUUCUCCCGGCUCGCUCCAGUCUCUCCCCCUCAACUCUCUUCUGGCCAACGGGGACUCCUGCCACUCCUCCCCACCUCGGGUUAUCCUCCACACCAUGCCCUCCACCACAGCGGGUGGUAAAGACGUGCUCACCAUGCAGACGACCACUCUAGCGGGCGGAGCCAGCAACCUGCAGGACGGCCUCCCUCAGCACCUCCUGGUCACAAGCCUCGGCUCCUCCACCGCUUGCUGCACUUCCACUGCGGGAGUCAUCAGCUCCAACGCUUCCGGCCUCGGCAGUCUCGCUCGCCUGGUCACCAUCAACACGACCAGUGGGCAGACCAUGGUGGCACAGCAACCCGGCACCGUGAUUGCCACAGUGCUCAAAUCCAGCGACCUGCAGGUCAAGGAGGAGAUGCUAGACCCCAGCUACUUCCAGUCGAUGGUGAACGGCGAUCCAUCACUGGCGGCAAACACGUUUGACAAAGAAGAGAUUGAGAUAGGGGAGGCCGAGCUGCGGUACAGGACUGUGAUCAUUGAUACCAGUCAAAGCCAGGGCUAUGGGGCAGUGAGUGAAACUUUAUUGAAUGGACAUUUCUCACAGAGCAGCAGCCCCGGUGAGGGUCUAACCCCUGUGGAGGAGCUGGAAGUGCGUGGGGAGAUGUCCCUGCAGCCUGAGCAGGGAAUAAAAAGCCUGCAGGAGCUGCCAAUGUCUGUCCAAUUGCCUGCCAACUUUAUCCAGAUAAAGACAGAGCCUGCAGAGGCCUAGGGCUGAAAGAACCAAAAGCAACAACAAUUGACAACAGACUUAAUAUUUUUCCUCCCGUACAGCAGUGAUCUGAUCACCGAUCGAGGAUCGAGGGAUCUCACACGACGUUGCUCUUAAAGGUUGCUCAGUUCAGCCUCAGGAUUUUUUGUUUACUCACCUAUGUUGUGACCAUGUGCCUAAUUUUAAAAAUCAAGGGAGUAGUGUUUUAGUUUUUCCUAAGAAAUCCGUUUUCAGAUCUGGGAUUAUUUCUAUAGACAUUGACCCCAACAGACGCGCAACACACACACACACACACACACACACACACACACACACACACACACACACACACACACCAACCUCCCCUCCAGGAGAACAGCCAUUGCAUAGACCAGGGAUCCCUGUCCCACCAAAUGUGCCAGUUAGUCCAUUUUCUUACCUCACAGCUCAUCAGACUUUUAUGUUUAAGGAGAAGAACGCAACAAACCAAAACUGGGGACUGAAUGCCAAACGGUGCAAUGAAAUCAGACUUCUGAGAACACGCAAAGGACAUUUUUUCCUGCUUUUUUUUUAAAUAAACCACAUUCAAAUUUUGGAUACCACAGUGUCCGAUCCAGCGGAGAAGAGAAAAAAAAACCCAUCUCAGAGUUUUAUUGAAGAGUGCCUUACAGGAAGUUCAAACAGCUCAAGACUCUUUCGUGGGAACGUCUGGGGGAAGAAGAUGAAAAACGGACUAAAUUGCUUUUUCAGACUUUUAAAAAAUAACUUUUAUUUUCACAUGCACACAAACGGUAUGCAUUUACCCUCUAUUACUCCUGGCUUUAAAACACUGUCACUAUGGAACGGGCAUUUUUCUGUCCACCAAGGAUAGUCCAACAUAGAAACUGUUUGUACAGAGCUGCAGACUGCAGAGUAGUGAGGCACAAAGCGGAGGGAAAGAAUACGCAAGGUUAAAGAGAUUCUAUCUAGCCUCUAGCCUCAACUUCAGGGGCUCUAAGAUUUAUAUCCUGUUUAUAUAAAUGGAAUAUAUAUGGAUCUAUAUAUAUACACACACAUAUAUAUAUAUACGUACAUAUAAUAUACAAUUGAGAUUACAUUUUAAGGCCAUAGUAAAUUUAUUUAUUUUGUGAAUUUCUAAAUUCUGUAUAAAAAAAAAGGCACAUUUAUGAGGAAAAUACAAAGAAUAUACAAGUUAAUACCAGGAAGCUUAUUUGGUAUUUUUUUAAGAACAACAUUUUUCAUUUGUAUAGCAUUCAAUAUAAUCAGCUUUGGUAUUUUUCUUGAGUUUUGGACUCGAGUGCUCAGUUCAGCAUUAUAUUCUCUCAUGUAAAUACCCUCUGUUGUGUGUCUGAUUGAAACUUGUACGGAAUGUGCUUUCUUCUUUUUCGGCCGACAUACCUCUUUACCUUUGUCAACAGUUAAGCAGCAGAGACAACGCAUUCGAAAAGAUAUGAUUUUGUGAACUGCAUACAGUAUCAAAUGUAUCAAUCAGUAUGUCUUUGAAGGCACGAUCCUGUUUGUUCUUCUCUUCCUCUCCUGCUCUCAGGUCAGUCCAGUCUCUGCCUUCUUGAUUUGCUGUCCGACUUUGUAAAGGCCUCUCAGGCCAGCCAUGCGAUUGUCCCCCUGGUCCCGCCGGGAAUGAAGCCAUAUUGAUCCCGAGUAGUAUCGCGGCUAAAUUGGUCGUGUUUUUCCACCCGGACUGUAGAGUGAGGACAUUUAGACAUUCCGACCUCCAUCCGCACUGAGCCAAAGGGCUCCAGGUCUGCAUAGACACUCUGAAUGUAUACCCAUUGUUAAAAUACAUGCAAAUUCUUGACAAUCAAUAAUUACACUGGGUUACAGUUGCACAGAUAUCCGUCUUUGAGUGGGGAUUUCCUGCUUCUUUUCUUCUUCUCUUUUUUUUGCUCGUGCAUAUAUUUCCGUAACAGCAUUUCCUUUUUUUCUAAAACUGCUGUUGUCUGUGAGAUGUUGAGAUAUGUCAACUGCUUAUGUUUUGUUGCUUCUAUUGUCUCGGGGUUGUCAGUUGCCUCAGCUGUGCUGAAUAUAGAGUAGAUUUUUAAGAAAAAGUCAAUGUACUAAUUAAAAUCUUCAACACUGAA